Molecule: messenger RNA, 2037 nt
Organism: Emys orbicularis (European pond turtle)
Lineage: Eukaryota; Metazoa; Chordata; Testudines; Emydidae
Gene: CABYR
Product: calcium binding tyrosine phosphorylation regulated
Exons: 6
Coding region: 91-1890 (599 amino acids)
Biological process (GO): sperm capacitation
Cellular component (GO): sperm fibrous sheath; cytoplasm
Molecular function (GO): calcium ion binding
Source: RefSeq, a predicted model, not a curated record
GGCUCCGGCAAGGGAGGCGGAGGAGGAAGCGCUCGCGCAGCCUUGGAAGCGCAAAGUUGUGAGAGUGUAAUUUGUCUCCAAUUGACGAAGAUGCAUUCUUCAAAGCCCAGGCUUGUUGUUCCAUAUGGCCUCAAGACUUUACUCGAGGGAGUGAGCAGAGCUGUUCUCAAAACCAGUCCAAGCAAUAUCACUGAGUUUGCAGCUCUCUACUUCAGAGAGCUAAUUGCAUUUAGAGAAGAAAAUCCUAAUUUGGAUAUAACAGAGCUGGUUAGAGAAUUUCAUUUCACUAGAGUAGAGGGCUGGACUGAUAGACUGCCAGAAAAGAGAGCUGACCUUGGAGACAUAAGUGUGGUGUCUCCACUUUCUGAGGAACCAAAACGAAAGGAAAAAUCCACAGACACAGAGGAGGACCAGUUGCACGAAGGCCCUGAACCUGAAUACAGCAGCAAAACUACACAAUACCCAUCAACUCACUGUGAACUUGCAGAAAAUGAACCAUCCCCUACGGGACCUGAAGCAUCCCCUAAGGGACCUGAACUUGCCUAUGUCCCAGCUGAUCCUGCACAGCUUGCUGCUCAGAUGUUAGGUAACAUUGAUUCUGUUCAUUCUAUGAAGGAUGUGGCAACAAGUGUGCAAUCUUUUCCUGAACUGUCUCUGAGCUCAGUGGACACAACAGUUGCACCAGUAGAGGGUGCUGCUGAAGAAGCUACACUUACCCCAGCUGCUGAGGGUUCUGCAGAGUCUGUUAGGUUGGAGCCAGCGGUUCAGAGUCAGGCCUCCAUUGUCCUAGGGUCCUCCAGCAGUCAGGCUGAACAAUCAACAAGUGAUGUAGAUCAAGCUUCCUCAACCCCCUUGCAGGAUGAACCACCACCACCUGCUCCUCCUCCACCACCUCCUCCUCCACCACCACCUCCUAAAGAUCCAUUACAGGCUGUGCCUUCCCAAAGCGAAAUUGAGGUUACAUCAACCAUUCAGGCUAUGCCAAUACAUACUGACGAUGAGCCUGCUACUGAAGGAGAGGUUCCACCUUACAUAGAGCAGUUCCCGCAGCAAAUAGUCAUUCCCUUUUUAGAACAAGUAGCUUGUCUAAUAGAGAUUCAGCAGCCACUAAUGCCUUCACUAAAUGCAGGUCAGUUUACAUGCACUAAGCUCUUAGAUCCAUCAUUGAUUGAUGAUGCAGAAUUUGACCCUGAAAGAAUGGAAACUACAGCGCAAAUGGCAUCAGCUGAGCAAGGUUUUAUGAUGUCAGCAAUGGCAACAACCGAAGCAGGACAACCACCACCAUAUUCUAAUGUGUGGACUCUCUAUUGUCUAACUGAUUUGAGCCAACAAGGUCGAAAGUCACCACCACCCCUUCCUCCUGCUGGAACUGGUGCUCCUUAUCCCCAAGCAACCCUCUAUAUAUCUAGUGGGAAGGAGCAACAACCAUUCCUACAACAGCAGCUGACACCACAAGGUCCACCACCACAAGUAUCCUCUCCAACUUAUGUGAUGAUGGAAGAAGGCAAGAGGGGAAAUGCACCACCUUUCAUUUUAGUGGGCUCUACAGUUCAGAAUGUACAGGACUGGAAGUCUAUUCCUGGCCAUGCUGUCCUUACACAGCAUGACACAAGUGCUGUGAGGAGAUUCACUACAGUACCUGUACCAGUUGCCAGGCCAGCAGAUCUGAAAAUGGCCACUCCAAACCCAAAUUCUAAUUCUGCACAAGAAACUGCUAGACCACCAACCCCACUUUUUCUUUCAGUUGCCAUACCCUUAGAUGAGGUAAUGUCUGCAAAGAGGGGCUCAGCAGCUGGUGAUAAAGCAGGCAUAAAUCCCUUUGCAGGAAGCUAUGGUAUAGCAGGAGAGAUUACAUUUACUUCUGCCCCGGUCCGCAGAGCAGACUCGUGAGAAGGUUGAGAGGAGAUGAUGUCAUGUGAACACCCCAGGAUGGAAAUCUGCAUCUUAAAAUAAUAAAUUAACUUAAUACAAGCACUCAAAACUAAUGCAAUCCGUUAGAAUGCCUUUUUGCAUUUCCAGAGUGUUGGCAGAACACAG